Molecule: messenger RNA, 906 nt
Organism: Lasiodiplodia theobromae
Lineage: Eukaryota; Fungi; Ascomycota; Dothideomycetes; Botryosphaeriales; Botryosphaeriaceae
Product: Nad-dependent epimerase dehydratase
Exons: 4
Coding region: 1-906 (301 amino acids)
Source: RefSeq, a predicted model, not a curated record
AUGAGCACAAAAACCCCGCUGAAGGUUGCGGUCUUGGGACCUACAGGCCAAUGCGGCAGCUGUGUGGUGGACGAGCUCUUAUCGCGUGGCCACACAGUCGUCGGCAUCUCUCGCAAUCCACCUAAGGAAUGGAAAGGCAACGAGCGCUACUCAGCUGUCCCGGUGGACAUCCAGGACACGGAGAAACUCGCCAAAGCAUUUUCCGCCGGCUUCGAUGCUAUCGUCUGCGCCUUCUCGCCGUCUCUUUCAGACCUAUCCACGACAUACGAAAACGGAGUGGAGGGUCAUGGAAGGAUCAAGACCGCACUUCUCCGAUCGGCCCAUACGGGAUCAUUCAUCAUAAUCGGCGGGGCGGGGUCUAUCCACGGUAGCGACGGUAUCCAGCUCGUCGACCGGCCAGACUUCGCAUACAGUUGGUGGUACAACUGGCCAGAGGUUCAUUUGAACUACAUGCGCACGCGAGCGUACGACCAUAAAUCGAGAGGACUGGGGAGGUUCGUGACUGGAUUCAAGUGGGCGAGGGCCAAUGUGCAGCAUCCAGGAUGGUUCUCAUGGAUGUUCCGCCCUUUUGCCCUUCUUUACCUGCGUUGGGCAAAGAGCUUUCUUACCCACAGACACGGACGGUCGCUGAUAACACUGUCUCGGAUGGCAUUGACCAUGUGGGAGGGUGUGAAGGACAAACAAUGGUCUUUCUUGUCACCCCCGGGUUUACUCAGGGAUAAAGGAGUACGCACGGGGCAAUAUCAGCUACACAUUGACGGCGAAGGCAGCUCAGGAGAUGCUGCAAUUGAUGGCGGCAUAUACAAUGAGGACAUGGCCGUUGCCAUUGUUGAUGAGGUGGAGAAUAAGAAGCUGACGUUCAAGCACUGGAGCUGUACUGGGAAAAUUGGCUUGAAAGAGUGGUAG